Aspergillus bombycis is the source of this 498-nucleotide messenger RNA. RefSeq lists its product as uncharacterized. Lineage: Eukaryota; Fungi; Ascomycota; Eurotiomycetes; Eurotiales; Aspergillaceae. The record is from RefSeq and is a predicted model, not a curated record. The transcript has a single exon. The coding region runs from base 1 to 498 and encodes 165 amino acids.
AUGACCCUACCGAAGUACCAAGUCAUCAUAACUUCGGGCGACGAGCACGAAGCACAGGCACGCAAGCGACGUGCGAUAUACAUUCGCCCUUUUGUCGUGUUCUGGGUCAAUUCAAUGAUUGCCGAGAUCGUGUUCCUUCUGGUUGCGACGAUCUUCUUUUCCGGCUGGCGUGAGAUGAUCUACAAGGUCAUUUGGACCUUAAUUAUAUGCCCUCUGGGGAUGGGUGGCGCGAUGGGAGGUCUCACCACUUUCUUCCUGGUAGACCAUUACUAUGGCAAAAAGGCCGUGUGGUUUACCGCCGUGCUCACUCUCCUGGUGCUGGGAAGCUGCAACUAUCUUUGCUUCAGCCUCGAUCAUUACUUUCACUACUUUGGCGCCGCCUCUCACCCCCUCUGGUUUCAUUGGAGAUAUCCCGCUAUCUUCAUGUCUGGCUGGUCGAGUGGGAAGAUGCUAUUUACCGACGAAGGCCAGGAGAAGUUGGCUUGUCUCGGGCUUUGA